AUGAACUCCGUCCCUAUCUCAGCCACUAGGCCUACAACCGGCAUCCGCGUUGCUCAGGUCGUUGGCCUCACCGCUUCGGCCUACCUUGCUGGCGCUCUCGGAGGCUUCAGCGUAGUUGCCGGACCGGCUUUGCUUAAAGCGCCUGCUCCUUUGCUUGCCAAACAGUGGCAGACAGUCUACGACAAUGGCAAAGUAAUGGCUCCACCAUUGUCUGUCCUAUGCUCUGCCAUCUUCGGCUAUCUCGCAUACAGAGAGCCCACUGCAUCUUCCAGCUUCAAGCUCUAUACGGCUGCAGCCAUCGUGGUCCCAAGUAUGAUUCCAUACACAGUCUUCUUCAUGGGAGGCGUGAACAGCAAGCUUCAAGAGAAAGCUUCAUCACUGGCCGAUGCCUCUUUGACCGACACGGCGGUCGAGUCAGGUGUGGCUCAGGGCGAAACAGUCCACCAGCUUGUCGACAAGUGGCUCACUCUCAAUCUCGCUCGCUCCCUACUUCCUCUCUUCGGAACUCUGGCAGCUGGAUGGGCAAUCGCCGACAAGUUCGAAGUCCUCGGCCUCGGCGCAGUCCUCAAGACUGGUGCCGACCGUAUGGGGUAA
This is a messenger RNA of Aureobasidium melanogenum CBS 110374, 594 nucleotides long. Its product is annotated as DUF1772-domain-containing protein. The record is from RefSeq and is a predicted model, not a curated record. The transcript has 3 exons. The coding region runs from base 1 to 594 and encodes 197 amino acids. Lineage: Eukaryota; Fungi; Ascomycota; Dothideomycetes; Dothideales; Saccotheciaceae.